Molecule: messenger RNA, 1527 nt
Organism: Olea europaea var. sylvestris
Lineage: Eukaryota; Viridiplantae; Streptophyta; Magnoliopsida; Lamiales; Oleaceae
Product: mitochondrial Rho GTPase 2-like
Exons: 9
Coding region: 177-1283 (368 amino acids)
Molecular function (GO): GTPase activity; GTP binding
Source: RefSeq, a predicted model, not a curated record
AAUGUGUUUUUUUAGGUUACUCUUGUCUACAAAAAAGGGUACCGAUGCUAUUGUUCGAGUCUUAACAAGUAUCUUAUGUUAGCUGAUGUCACCUUUCUAGAAUAUUUUCCUUUAUUUCCCACUUCUUAUACUUCUUCCGGUAAGGGGGAGGAUGAUGAUCUGCUACUAGCCAAAUAAUGUUGCUUCCACACUUGUUGCUCCUACACCAUCACCACCUAUUCACUAGGCAUAGUCCAGACGACAAAACCCUCCUGAUACAUGUUCGGCACAUAACUCUCCUUCGGCAUCGGAUCCAUUGUCCAUUGAUCUUGAUCUACAUAUCGCUCUUCGCAAAGGAUGAUGUUCUACGAAAUGCAGAGCUUGAAGAUUUAUUUUCAACUGCACCUGAAAGUCCCUGGGAUGAAGCUCCUUAUAAGGAUGCAGUUCAGAGAACUCCACUGGGAGGGUUAUCUCUCUCUGGGUUCCUCUCAGAGUGGGCUCUGAUGACAUUACUUGACCCAGUUAAAAGUCUUGCCAACUUAAUAUACAUUGGUUACAACUGCAAUGCUGCAUCAGCCCUCAAUAUCACUAGGAGAAGAUCAAUAGACAGGAAAAGGCAACAAACAGAACGCGAUGUUUUCCAGUGCUUUGUUUUUGGACCUAAAAAGGCUGGGAAGUCUGCAUUAUUGAUGUCAUUGUUGGGAAGACCCUUUUCUGACAAUUAUGUUCCAACAACCAGCGAACAAUAUGUUGUGAAUGUGGUUGAACAGCAUGCGCAGGGUAAAAAGAAAACUCUUGUACUUCGGGAGAUUCCAGAAGACGGAGUUAAGAAACUUCUAUCAAAUAAGGAAUCCUUGGCUGUUUGCGAUGUAGCAAUUUUUGUUUAUGACAGUUCAAGCAAAUAUUCUCUAAGAAGAGCAUCAGAGUUGCUUUUGGAUGUCACUAAGCAAGGGGAGGAAACUGGUUUUAGCAUGCCUUGUCUCCUAGUUGCAGCAAAGCAUGAUCUUGAUUCUUAUCCAACGGCUAUGGAAGAGUCAGCAAAGAUUUGCCAAGGUAUUGGAAUUGAUGAACCUAUUCAUGUAAGCGUGAAAGAAAGAGAUCUUAACAACGUUUUCUCUAAACUUUUGAACGCGGCUGAGAACCCCCAUUUAAGUGUUCCAGAAACUGAUGCUGGUCGCAAUCGGAAGUGGUACCGCCAGCUCAUUAGUCGUUCUCUUAUAUUUGUUUCAGUUGGAGCGGCAACUGCUUUUGUUGGAAUGGCAGCAUACCGAGCCUAUGCUGCAAGGAAGAACAGCGCCAGUUAAAUCUCCUGAUUUCCGUACAUGAAUUGGCGAGUUGCAUCAUAUCAAUGGCAUAAUAAAAGCCGGUGGGCAUAUCAUACCCUUAUCAUUUUUAUAUAUGUACUCGGCCUUAUCGUUUGUACAGAAUUCAUGUUUGCUUUUUACUGGAGUGCUGAAAUUUUAUAUCGAAAGCAUCAGCUUUGCUAUAACCUCAUCAAUACUGUCUUCGUAUAUUUAACGAAUACGUGAAAUGGCCUUUAGUGUUUUC